Molecule: messenger RNA, 876 nt
Organism: Cherax quadricarinatus
Lineage: Eukaryota; Metazoa; Arthropoda; Malacostraca; Decapoda; Parastacidae
Source: RefSeq, a predicted model, not a curated record
UUUUUUCUCGUACCAUCGAGAAACCGGGCUCGAUACGGCUUAUGCUGUCAGUGGCCCUGAUAAACCCAACAGAGAAAGAAAGAAAGAAACCACAGGAAUAUGUUCAGAUUAAAAAAGUCGUUUUUCCCGGCUAGACCACAACCACCCAGCUGGGAACAAAUGGAAGAAGACCUUAAGUCUGCCACAGAUUCUGACAUAAUUUUCUGUCUCUCGCCAAACACAGCAGGUACUACACAUCCAUUGGAACAUCCAAAUAAAAGUGGCAGCAGUGUUGAUGCAGAGAAUGUUAAGGACUAUGACAACCAGGAACUUUUUGAGCAAGCUAUUGAAUUUGUGGAAAAAAAUGAUGAUUUAUUAAAUAACAUUAAACUUUUAAGUGAUAAAAGGGAGGGCUUAAAGCAAGUGAGCAGUAACCUUAAAUUGACUGUAGAGGAAGUGAAGAAACAAGCGUUAGUUGCUAUUGAUGGAGAGUAAUGGCCCUAUAAAAUUAAUCCACACAUGUUGCAUGUACAUAUAUCCGUGAUUGCCAUCUUGGGAACUCAAAUACUCAAUUAAUUCAUAAACACCAAAAAGAUUAAUUUCCUAGUACUGGUAAUUUGAUCAUUUCUCAAGUUUACUAAAAUAAAGCAUUAGUAAACAUGUAUUAGCAAUUUCACUAAUUUUUAUCAUUGUACAUACAUAGUAUACUAUAGUAUUUUGCAUAUUAUUAUUAUUAUUAUUAUUAUUAUUAUUGUAGUAUUGAGUUACAUAUGCAUGGAAGGUGCUAAGCCUUGGUCAUUUAGUGAUACACAGAAAUAGUGAGAGAGAUGGUAAGAAACAGGCAGAGGUGUUAGGAAAAGGGCAGUAAAACACAAAAAAAAAAAUAGAAGGGGAAAG